GUCAUGUCAUGUCAUUGUCAUUGACCGACUUAUCACACGUAGGGUUUCUAAUACGAUUAGUAUCUAAUUAUUGUUCAAUAUUUCACGUUAAUAUCAUUACGAGGGACAUAAAUUAGUCGCCAAAAUGUGGCUAGACGAAGCUGACGGCCUGACGGAGAUAUUUAAAGGCUAUUUGCCUUACUAUUUGCUUGUGGCUCUCCCUAUUUUUAUUAUCAUGUCCCCAGUGAACCCGGUGGCUGCAUCUCACGAAUUUUCGGUGUACAGGAUGCAGCAAUACGACUUGCAUACGAUUCCCCACGGGUGCCGGAGCGCCAGCUUCAACUUAGAAGGCCGCUCGCUGACAUCAUGGAGCACGUCCCGCCACUGUGUGGUGGCUCGCAUCCAAGACGUCAGCAUUGAGCAGUUCCUGGAGAUCAGGAACAAGGCUGGUGCACUUCUGCUGGUGCUGCCUAAGAAUGAUACUCUGAUAAGUGCAGAGGAAAAAGAGCACAUCCAGCUCCUAGAAAUGGCGAUGGUGCAGGACGAGAUCAGCGCGCCGGUCUACUUCGCUGAAUGGUCUCCGGCGUUCGAGGACAUCCUGCGAGACCUGCAGCACAGCUUCAUAACCGAUGACAAGUCCGGCACAGCGCUCGAGGCCAUGCUGAACACUGUGUCGUCUAAUGGCUACCAGAUUGUGGUGUCAGCCCCGGUACCGGCAAAGCUGGACUCCAAACCGGUGACUCUUCACGGGAAGCUGGUUGGACGCUCCGGGUCCGCACAGACCAUCAUCAUUUCAGCACACUAUGAUUCCUCAGGAUUGGUGCCCGAGCUGUCCGUAGGGGCUGAUUCCAACGCCUCAGGUGCCGUAGCGGUACUAGAACUGGCACGCAUAUUCUCUCGACUGUACGCGUCGCCGGCCGUACGCGGCGCGCCAUCUUUGCUCUUCGUACUGUCUUCAGCCGGACAUGCGCUGAACUAUGUGGCUACCAAGAAGUGGUUGGAAGAACAGCUGGACUCUACAGACGCUUCGCUGCUUCAGGACGUAUCUUUCGCCAUGUGCCUGGAUUCCAUCUCGUCAUCUCCAAGCCUUACUAUGCACGUGUCGAAACCCCCGAAGGCCGGCGCGGCGCACUCCCUGCAGACCAAGCUCGGAGCCCCGGUCACUCAUAAGAAGAUCAAUCUGGCUGAUGAGCUGUUGGCGUGGCCACACGAGAGAUUCAGUAUCAGGAGGAUGACCGCUUUCACAUUAAGCAGCUUACAGAGCCACAAAGAGCCAGCGCGCAGCACAGUACUGGACACACCCUCGCAACCGGCCCUGCACAACCUGGUGUCUAACAUCGCGGCGACUGCCCGCGCGCUCGCAUCGCACGUCUACAACCUCACCGGGGACGCCGCGCUGUAUGACGACGCCCUGAAUGUAGACGAAGCGUCGGUGAGACAUUGGUACAAGUAUCUGUCGUCGCAAUCGAGAGCACCGCAGAUAAUCACCACUUCGGCUCCUAGCGCAGGUGUGACAGGCGCAUUAGAACGCGCGUUAUCACGGUACUUGGACGUGACAGUAAGCGUGCACGCGGUGGACAAGCGUGAACCGGAGUACACGCUAUACUCGCCCACACGAGCGGUGCUCUACGUGUACAGUGUGAAACCAGCGGUGUUCGACCUGAUCCUGACCCUGGCCAUCAUCGCGUACCUGGCUGCGGUCUACUUCGCCAUCCAGCUGUUUCCGAGCUUCUACGAGGAAUACGCCAAGAUCGUCACCGGAAAAGCCAAAGUACAUUAG
Cydia amplana is the source of this 1759-nucleotide messenger RNA. Its product is annotated as BOS complex subunit ncln. The record is from RefSeq and is a predicted model, not a curated record. The transcript is spliced from 10 exons. NCBI's taxonomy places the organism in Eukaryota, Metazoa, Arthropoda, Insecta, Lepidoptera, Tortricidae. The coding region runs from base 125 to 1759 and encodes 544 amino acids. Gene Ontology annotation, biological process: regulation of signal transduction. Gene Ontology annotation, cellular component: endoplasmic reticulum membrane.